Messenger RNA from Pollicipes pollicipes, 1844 nucleotides. Its product is annotated as sodium-dependent noradrenaline transporter-like. Gene Ontology annotation, cellular component: plasma membrane. The transcript is spliced from 3 exons. Gene Ontology annotation, molecular function: L-amino acid transmembrane transporter activity; amino acid:sodium symporter activity. Lineage: Eukaryota; Metazoa; Arthropoda; Thecostraca; Pollicipedomorpha; Pollicipedidae. The coding region runs from base 84 to 1844 and encodes 586 amino acids. The record is from RefSeq and is a predicted model, not a curated record. Gene Ontology annotation, biological process: nitrogen compound transport; sodium ion transmembrane transport; amino acid import across plasma membrane.
CACCCGUAAAGGUGGCGCCGAGCCAAGUGACGCAUCCAAGCAUCAACGAGUUUGGGAGGAGCCAGCCCAACAUCUCAUCUUUUAUGCUGAAGGAGCCCAAGAAAAUAGAUGAAAAUGUACGCAAGUCUAUAUUCAAAACCGCCACUAAAGAACGAGCAGAAAAGAGAUUUACGUGGGCCACCAACUUUGACUUUUCACUAGUAUCCAUGGCAUGCGUUGUAGGUAUCACCAAUUUCGUCGUCUUCCCCCAAAAAUGCAAGCAGCAUGGUGGGAUGGCUUUCUGUGUACCUUACGUGAUCGUAGUCAUAUUCAUGGGUCUUCCUUUGUACUUUCUGGAAACUUUGCUGGGCCAAUACAGCGGCCAUGGAACGAUUGCUAUAAUGAAUGAGCUAGUACCCGCUUUUGUCGGAAUAGGAUACGCACUCGUUGUCAAUAACUUCGUGGAGUUUAUGAGAAAUGAGGUGGAUAGUGCGAGAUUACUCUACUUAUCCAUCGUUACCAUGGAACCUACAAUUCCAUGGGCAAUAUGCUCCGCGAGCAACUCUGUUGCAUGCUACACAAAAGCUGACGAUCUCUACUGUAUGGAUAAGUUUGGAAACACCUCUGUGUUUUUCAAUUUGACCUGCACUCCCAUUUCAACCAUAUGCAAAACCCUCCACCACGUAAAUUCUAGCGGUGAAAACUGCCAACAGAAAAACGGUUCAUGGGUACCUUAUAAUAAGCUCAUUCAGCGUUCGACACCUGAGCGCGAGUUUCUGUAUCGCCACAUUCUCAACAUGGAGGAUGCCACUCUGUCCCACUUGGGACCGGUUCACUGGCCAAUGUUCUUCUGUCUGGCAGCUUGCUGGUUAAUGACCUACUCGCUGGGUUACAACGGCUUCUCUACAACUGCCAAGAGCGCCUAUCUUACGGUUUUCGCGCCAUUAUUUGGCCAGUUCUUGAUCUUCCUGAAGGCUUUCUCUCUCGACGGAGCCGACGAGGGCAUCCGAGCGUACCUUACAUUCGACGCCACCUCACUCUCAUCAAAACAUGUGUGGAUUGAUGCCAUCAAGACGUGCUUCAGCUCUCUGAGCCUGGGCCUGGGUCUGAUCAUCGCAAUUGGCAGCGCCAAUAAACCGUACAAGAACUGCUUGAAGACGACCGUUGUGGUCAUUCUGCUCGACACCCUGGUCUCGUUGGCCAGUGGGCUGGGAUUUUUUGCCCUGAUUGGUCAUUUGGCGCACACAUUCCAUAUGACGGUAGAGGAGCUGCUGGCAGGGGAGACAGAUGUCAUGUUCACAACACUACCGUUGGCGCUGACGUCUCUGAACUUUCCCCGAAUCUACGUGGUAGUAUGCUACACAUCUGCGACAUUGGUCAGCUUUGGCUAUCUGACAGCGGUGAUUGCCAUGACUACUUACGACGGCAAAGAUAUUUUCAAUUCUUUUACCAACCGGCGCGGUGACCAGGAAAAGAAAGCGUCUAACCUGUUAAUCUACCAGUAUAACAUCAUUACCUGUACUGUUGGCUUCACUAUUAGCAUAAUGUUCGUCGUUAAAGGCGGCUCAUUGGUGCUAGAAGUGACAGAUGUAGCACGUCACAUCGACAUGUCAUUUAUCAUCGCCUCUUUGCAGGCCAUCGUCAUCUGCUUCUUUUAUGGCAGUGGUAGCCUGCUCGAUCUCGUGGAGGACGAGAUGGGCAUCACGUUGGGGCGGUUGCGCCCGUACUGGGCGCUGUCGUGGAACAUUGUCGCGCCCGCCGCGCUGGCUAUUCUUGGCCACACGCUCCAUGGCAACUCGUACGUGCCCUUCGAGCGUCAGAUGGCGGAGGGAGAGAGGAUACGGCGGGAGUCGGCGCGAAUCUGA